Lactuca virosa is the source of this 603-nucleotide messenger RNA. The record is from the annotation of a GenBank genome assembly. NCBI's taxonomy places the organism in Eukaryota, Viridiplantae, Streptophyta, Magnoliopsida, Asterales, Asteraceae.
AUGUUGCUCCAGCUAUUGCAUAGUCCAUGCAUUACUCGAGUUGCUAUACGAGAUUUUGUUCAAGGGGAAAGAAUGAAUUUGGAAAGGGUGUUACGUAACUUGCCUGUAAUUGAAGCUUUAUAUAUCGAUGGUAGUUCUCUUAAGUUUUUAUCUGUAGAAAAUAUUCCAAAGUGGCUUCCGCGUCCGGUUAAUAGCUUAAAGCAUUUGAGGUUGCGAAAUUUUCAAGUUGGUGAUUUGGAUCAACUUCAUGGUGCUCUUUGUUUGCUUCGAAACUCACCGAAUCUAAAAAGUUCUGUAAUACAAUUGUAUAUGGAGCCUCAAAUUGAUGUGGGACCAGCUUCAAAUCAUUUGGAUACUCCAAACUGCUUGGACUAUACAUUGAAACAGUUGCAGACUGUGGAGAUAAUAUCUUUAGAAGGAUCAGGACCGGAACUGCUUUUUAUAAAGCUUCUUCUUGCCCAUUCCCCUUCUCUCAAAAGUUUUAGCAUUAGACCAAGUAGAGAUUCUGAUGUUCAAAAAAGAUUUGACAUUGCUAAAGAUGUUAUGCAGUUCCCUCGAGCAUCAACAAAUGCAAAAAUGUUCUACUUGGAUCCGGAACCAUAA